AUGGCUGGCGGUCAGUCCGAGGAGCCGGGAGACCGGACAUGGCAAGUGAACCCAGAUGCAGGUACCCUGCAAGGAUGGGGUGCGUUCUCGUCUCCGGUGGAAGCUGCGCCUGUGCAGCCACACGUGCAUUACGACGUUGCAAAAACACCUGGAGAUGAAGAGGGAGAUGAUGUUGUGGAUGCCUGCAAGCUUCAGGCACUUUUGUGUGACAAUGGUGCUCUCUUCGAGGUCUGCCAACAUGCAGUUCGGAUUGCUACCCAGUCGGGAGCCUCGUCAUCCCAGCUGACCAGCGUGGAGAUGCUGCAGAUAGCUUUGAACCACAUAUGCCGGCACUGCGGAAUUGACUCCGUGGACAGGGAAGAGGCCGAUGAGCUUUGGGAUGGUCCAAUGGAUGUGGGUGUUUUCUAUCAGUUUGCACGCGAGUACUUCAGUUCGUUGUGCCGCGUCCUCACGAUGGAUGUUUCACUCUUGCAGAACGGGUGA
Molecule: messenger RNA, 483 nt
Organism: Symbiodinium necroappetens
Lineage: Eukaryota; Dinophyceae; Suessiales; Symbiodiniaceae
Source: the annotation of a GenBank genome assembly